Molecule: messenger RNA, 943 nt
Organism: Moneuplotes crassus
Lineage: Eukaryota; Ciliophora; Spirotrichea; Euplotida; Euplotidae
Source: the annotation of a GenBank genome assembly
CCUAAACCUUUGUUCCAACCUCUUUGUCGUAUUAAACAAUGGCCUUAUUUACAAGCGCGAAGAACACUUUCGGAAGACCCCAAAAGUUGGGACAGACCAUGCACAGAGCUGGGUUAGUCCAACAAAUGCAAAGAGCAAUGAGCUCAGAAGCUUUAGAAGGAUAUGAUGCAACCCAAGUUGAGCUCAUGAAAGAGAACUUGAUUGUUUGUGAUGAACAAGACAACGUAGUAGGAAAAUGCUCUAAAAAGGAAGGACAUCUCCGAUCAUUUUUAGACAAAGAGAAUUCUUUGCCUCACAGAGCUUUCAGUUGUUUCUUGUUCAAUGAAAAGAAUGAGCUAUUGUUGCAGAGGAGAUCAAGCCAUAAGAUUACGUUUCCAAACAUGUGGACUAAUACUUGUUGUUCUCAUCCUUUGUAUGUAAAAGAGGAAAUGGCUGAUGGCCCAAUUCCAUUCCAAGGAGUUAAAACUGCAACUGUUCGAAGAAUGGAUUAUGAACUGGGACUGAAGAACCUCUUUGAAGAGGAUCUCAACAUGGUUUCCAAAAUUCUAUAUAGAGCAAAUACUGACGAAAAAUGGGCGGAGUAUGAGCUAGAUUUUAUUUUGUUUGCUAAAAAACAUUCUGAUGAAUUUUACUUCAAAGCUAAUGAAAACGAAAUUAGCCAUACUGAGUUUGUGACGAGAGAGAACAUCCUUGACUUCCUUGAGACAGAAGUAAACACUGGAGAGAGUGAGAUCACUCCUUGGUUUAACAUGAUCCUCCAGACUAAAUUGUUUGGAUGGUGGGAUCAUAUUAUCCAAACAGGAGAGCUUCCUCCAGAAGAUACUAGUGGCCAUAUUACCAAUUAUAUUCAGGGUCCAGAUGCUAUUGAUGCUGAAAAGAUUCCUUCUAUAGUUGAAUUCAAGAAGAGAUCGAUAAGAUAGGCAUUAACAUAAUUGAUCAUAAC